CGAGAGAGUUUUUGGUUUGACAUUGUAUUGUAUUUUAUUGCUAAUAAAUUUAAUUGAAGCACUAGAAAUUUCGUAAAAUUCAUCACAGUUAAUUUGUAUCGCAAGAAAAAUAAAAAUUUUUAAACUUUUUUAAGGAAAUUUUAGAAAAUAUAUAAAAAACGGAAAAUACUAAUAAUUUUUGUAGUGAAAUAUAAAAAAAAAGUUAUAUAAAUAUGACAUCGAAUUUUUCAUACAAGCAGCAAUUUGAGCGUUUCGCUCAAAAUAUGGGAAGAAAAUUUGAGCCAGAAAUUCGUUACCACUUGGCCAAAACGUACUUGUGUUUAGGUGGGACGACAGCUACAGCAACACUUGGAUCGUUGCUUCAUCUCUCAGGAUGGCUAGAAUUGGGUUUUUUAACUGGAAUUGGUUCAAUUUUAUUGGUUUUGGGCUUAAUAUUUAUGGAGGAUAACGGAAAAAAUUUCUACACAAGACUUGGUAUGCUGCUUGGGUUUGGAUUUUGCUCUGGACAAACUUUAGGUCCAUUUUUACAAUACAUAAGGAUAUUAAAUCCAGCUAUAAUUGUUACCGCUUUGACAGGAACUAGUAUUGUUUUUGUUACGUUAACUUUAGCUGCAUUAUUAGCUGAACGUGGUAGUUAUUUGUUUUUGGGUGGAAUAUUAAUCAGUGUACUAAACACAAUGGCUUUAAUUAGUCUAUUCAACAUGUUCAUGGGUUCAUAUUUUAUAGCUCAAACACAGUUAUAUAUUGGUUUGGGUGUAAUGUCGACUUUCAUAUUGUACGAUACUCAAGCAAUUAUUGAAAAAGCUAGAAUGGGAAGUAGAGAUUACAUCAGACAUUCAUUAGAUUUAUUCUUCGAUGUUCUUUCAAUCUUCAGAAAACUCCUUAUCAUACUCGCCCAAAAGGAGGAAAAUGAACGUCAAAAUAAGAAGAGAAAUUAAAUACGUAGUAAAUAUUCAUAUAUGUAUGUAUGCAUAUUUAUAUACUAUAUAUUUAUUAAUGUAAGGUAAAUCGGGAACCUCCGGUUAAUAUGGUUUUAUCAAGCUCAGUCAAUGCUUUUCAAUUUUUUUAUAAUCUAUAAAUGUAUUUUCAUAAGACUAGAAUUUUUAAAAAAGAAAGGAAAAUAUUCAAAACAUUGAAAUCGAUGUAAUGUUUUAGGAAAUAAAAAUUGGUUGUAGUUACCAUUUAAUUAAACAAUUUAUUUACAUAUGAAACUUUAAAAAUUGUAUAAAGAUUUAGAAGAACUGAAAUAAAAUUAUUAAAUUAA
Molecule: messenger RNA, 1264 nt
Organism: Condylostylus longicornis
Lineage: Eukaryota; Metazoa; Arthropoda; Insecta; Diptera; Dolichopodidae
Gene: BI-1
Product: bax inhibitor 1
Exons: 1
Coding region: 213-938 (241 amino acids)
Biological process (GO): negative regulation of endoribonuclease activity; cellular response to unfolded protein; negative regulation of apoptotic signaling pathway
Cellular component (GO): mitochondrial membrane
Molecular function (GO): enzyme binding
Source: RefSeq, a predicted model, not a curated record